This is a messenger RNA of Saitoella complicata NRRL Y-17804, 1644 nucleotides long. Its product is annotated as cytochrome P450. Bases 1 to 1599 code for a protein of 532 amino acids. The transcript is spliced from 3 exons. Lineage: Eukaryota; Fungi; Ascomycota; Saitoellomycetes; Saitoellales; Saitoellaceae. The record is from RefSeq and is a predicted model, not a curated record. Gene Ontology annotation, molecular function: oxidoreductase activity, acting on paired donors, with incorporation or reduction of molecular oxygen; monooxygenase activity; heme binding.
AUGGACUACGGACAGGAAUUGUUCUUGUUGACUGUCACUGCGCUAUUGCUGAUUAUACACUCACCUACGACUUCGCCUGUUUUUGCGACGGGGUAUGUGUUGUGCCGAGUGGUGUGGUUUGUCGUGAUUUGGCCGCAUGUGUUGAGUCCGCUGAGGAGUAUGCCCGGGCCGGAUAGUAACCUUUUGUUUGGGUUUGGCCCGUUUGCUGAGGCGUGGUUGUGCGAUGGAAAUCGACAGCUACAGUGGCAUAGGAAGUACGGAUCAUUCGUCAAGUUUCGGACCAUCAUGGGAUUGGAGCGCGUGAGCGUUACCGAUCCUAAGGCGAUAGCAACGAUCCUCAACAACCCCGACACCUUCCCCAAACCUUCAUACUUCCAGAAAACACUCAUCCGCAUCAUCGGAAACUCCGUCAUCGCUCUCGAAGGCGACGAGCAUAAACGACAACGACGUGUCCUCCUCCCAGUUUUCGCAUUGAGCAACCUAAAGCAAGUCGUUCCCAAUUUCGCGAAGAGUUGUGAGGCAUUGGUGGAGUACUGGGAUAAAGAACUCGAUGUACGCGGGGAUAGAGCGGCUGUUAAUGUCACGGAACCGAUAAAUCGGACGAUGCUCGACAUGAUCGGAUUGGCAGGCUUCGGAUUCGAGUUCAACACACUGCAUAAUUCCGACCACCCUCUCGCGAAGUCGUAUCAUACCCUUAUCUUUGCGACAGGGAUUAACAAGUUAUUUGAUGGAAUGAGUGCAAUUUCGUGGCCGUUGCAAUACUGGCCUUUCGGACGUUUUGCGGCAGUCACGAAGGCGAAGAGGGUGAUUGUAGAUGAAUCCAUGAAGCUCAUCGACAAGAGACGGGAGGAGAUGAACCAGAACGAGAAAGACUCAUAUGAGGGGGAGAGGAGGGAUUUGUUGAGUUGUAUGCUGAGGAAGCAGAUGCAGGCGAAGCCGGGUGAGGAGGUUAUUGAGGAUGAUGACAUGGUCCAGAUGAUCAUGACUUUUCUUGCCGCAGGCCAUGAGACCCUCGCCACGACAGUUCUCUGGACGCUCCAUGCCCUCUCCAUCCACUCCGAUGUUCAGUCCCGCCUCCGCACUGAGCUUUCUCACCUGGAUGAGAUCACGUACGACUCCCUUGAAUCCUGCCGCUACCUCAACAACUUUGUCCGCGAGGUUAUCCGGUUUUGGCCACCCGCCUCCGUCACGAUGCGUGUUGCGAGGGAGCAUUCGAGAUUAGGGGAUUACGUGGUGCCGAAAGACACAAUCAUCCAAAUCGCACCGGCUGUGGUUAACAAGUUGGAGGAAUACUGGGGAGGUGAUGCCGAGAUUUUCGAUCCGGAUAGGUGGGAUGCACUUCCUGAGGGUGUCGGGGCUUAUAACAUGUUGACGUUCUUGGAGGGCCCGAGGAAAUGUAUUGGAUGGAAGUUCGCGAUGUUGGAGCUCAAGGCGUUUUUGGCGGUGUUUUUGAGGAGAUUCGAGGUUGAGAGUAUCGGGAGGGAUGUUGGGAAUGAGACGUGCAUCACGACGAAGCCGGCUGGAGGGUUGACGGUUAGGAUGAGGAGGGUGAAGGAGGGUGAGAUGGGAGGGGAUGGGGAUUCGGGAGUUGAAGCGUAAUUGUGAGAGUGAAAGGUGGGUGGAAUGGAUAGAGGUCGCCGGAGC